AUGAAUUUGAUCCACCUGUUAACAGCCGCAGCAUUGAUGCACGAAUGUUUUGGUCAAAUGAGCACCCAACGUUUACUGAGGAGUUUACUUGAUGGCUAUGAGUUCACCACUUUACGACCGGUCAGAAAUGCAUCAGAUGUCAUCCGUGUGGAGUUUAUGUUUUUACUUACACAAGUUAUAGAAUUGAAUGAAAAACAUCAAACUCUUGAAAUUGGAACUUGGUUCACUCAGCAAUGGACGGAUGAGUUUAUGACCUGGGAUCCUGACAAAAACAACGGAGUAAAACGACUUUUUGUUUCAAGAUCCAAAAUAUGGUUGCCGGAUAUAACGCUGUACAACAGUAUGGACAAAGACUUUGAAAGCUACAAAGAUACCUCAGUCGUCGUUAACUACAAUGGCAUGAUGAGAUGGGAGGCCCAAGUCAUUCUAAAAAGCUCCUGCAAGAUAGACGCGCGACUUUUCCCAUUCGACACUCAAGUCUGUAAGCUAAAAUUCUCAUCAUGGGUGUACAACAGUUAUGAGUUACAUCUUCAGAUAUUGGAGGAGAUGGACAGUAAAAAUCUGUACGAAGACGUUGGGGUCUGGGAGCUUCGUGACGUCAUUGUGAACGGAAGCGAGUCUGUUUACGAUGGCGUUCCCUACCAAGAACUGACUUAUACCGUUUAUCUAAGACGGAGACCCAUGUUCUACACUGUCCAAAUCAUCAUUCCAUGUAUCCUGCUCUCUCUAAUCAACCUGAUGGUGUUUGUCUUGCCCCCCGAGUCAGGGGAGAAAGUAUCACUGGGUAUGGCCAACCUGUUGUCACUGGUUCUGUUCCAGCAGCUGAUCAGCAACGCUGUUCCCCCGACUUCAGAUAAUGCACCUAUCAUUGGAUAUUUCUUCUGCCCGAUGAUAGUCCUUGCUAGUACCUCCAUCGUAUGUACCGUGAUCGUUCUGAACUUGUUUCAUCGCGACAAUCGGCAGGCCAUACCACGAUGGGUCAAAAUCGUAGUGCUCAAACACAUGGCAAAGUUGGUCCGCUACAAAGCUUCAAAAGGAUCAUCCACGACUAUUCGAAGAUGCAGACAAGAUCUGACCUAUUCAAAACACGAUCCGGCUGGGAAAUUCAAAGUGAGCACAGAUACGAAGGAGCAAGGUAUUAACGCGAUGUUUGAACCAGGUUCCAGUCAAGUGGGUGCUAAAAACGAUAUCAGCAACCCGAAGGACGACAUUGGCAUUGGUAUCUCUUUCAUCCAGUCUACCCAAGCUGGAGCCGAUGGAACUGCGGAAUCGCACCACAAGACCAACGGAGCUCUUAACUGGAAGGAUGUAGCACUCGUGAUUGACCGGGCUGCCCUUGUCUUAUCUUCACUCGUGACUUUUAUGGCAGCUACUGUAUCUGUGUCACUGUUUUUGUUAAUUUCGUAGGAAAUAUUAUUCUUAGAAUGAAAGCCUUAUUAAUGUUCAUUCAAUUUAGAAAAAAAGAAAAAGAAAAAAAAGCAGAAAGGGUUGAACAAAAUAAGAAAAGCCCCUUAAAUUAACCUUUAGAAAAAGCAAAGCUAGAUUAUGAUAAUGAAAAAAUUCUAAGAAUUUGAUCGUGUAAGCAUGAACCAUACAGCAGUAUGACGUUGAUACGGACCAAUCCAACCGGCUGUUAAUUCAACGUCAACAUUGGAGUUGUCCCAGAUUCCACAUGAUAUAAAUAUAAAUAUUAAUGUGGAAAAGCUUCUGCUUCUCUGGCUAAUGGCAAUCGUUCGGUUCAUAAGGGGUCGGCUUUCUGAUGUAUUCGAAGUGAAUUGUUUCUCAAAAUGCUCGACUACCAUCACAAGCUGCUGUAGGCUUCUAGCCAAAUGCUUUUGUUGCCAUUAAUUUAAGCAGCGAAUACCAAACUUAUACCUUCAAUUUAAAACCAGUGGGCACUAUUGGUAAUUGUCAAAGACCAGUCUUCUCACUUGGUGUAUCUCAACAUAUGCAUAAAAUUAAA
This is a messenger RNA of Asterias rubens (European starfish), 1963 nucleotides long. Its product is annotated as neuronal acetylcholine receptor subunit alpha-7-like. Gene Ontology annotation, cellular component: postsynaptic membrane; synapse; neuron projection. The transcript is spliced from 6 exons. The coding region runs from base 1 to 1407 and encodes 468 amino acids. Gene Ontology annotation, molecular function: acetylcholine-gated monoatomic cation-selective channel activity; transmembrane signaling receptor activity. NCBI's taxonomy places the organism in Eukaryota, Metazoa, Echinodermata, Asteroidea, Forcipulatida, Asteriidae. The record is from RefSeq and is a predicted model, not a curated record. Gene Ontology annotation, biological process: nervous system process; signal transduction; chemical synaptic transmission.